This is a messenger RNA of Olea europaea var. sylvestris, 1971 nucleotides long. RefSeq names its product terpene synthase 10-like. Gene Ontology annotation, molecular function: terpene synthase activity; magnesium ion binding. Gene Ontology annotation, biological process: diterpenoid biosynthetic process. The record is from RefSeq and is a predicted model, not a curated record. The transcript is spliced from 7 exons. Lineage: Eukaryota; Viridiplantae; Streptophyta; Magnoliopsida; Lamiales; Oleaceae.
ACGGAGCUUCCAAAAAUGGAGAUCUGUUUUGCUUUGGGUACAACUACUGAUAGCCUUGCUUCUAAUGCUAAACAAUAUCGAAUUCUUGCCUCUACGUCUUACAAUCAGACCGUGAUUAGGCGAUCAGGAAAAUACAAGCCCCCUAUAUGGGAAUUCGAUUAUAUUCAGUCCUUAAAAAGUGAAUACACGGAAGAGAGAUACAAAACAAGGGCUUCUGAGAUGAAGAUGCAAGUGAAGAUGAUGCUUGAUGAAACGAUGGAACCACUGGAUCAGUUGGAAUUAAUUGAUAACUUGGAGAGGCUGGGAAUAUCUUACCAUUUUGAGGAUGAAAUUGAGCAAAUAUUGGCUUUCAUAAACCGAAAAUAUAGCAAAAGUAAGGAGCCAAAGAUUAAGGAUUUGUAUGCUACAGCUUUGGAAUUUAGACUACUAAGACAACAUGGCUUUAAUGUCUCUCAAGAGAGAUUUGAUUGUUUCAAGAAUGAGAAGGGCAAUUUCAAGCCAAGCUUAUGUAAUGAUACAAAGGGAUUACUACAACUGUAUGAAGCUUCUUUCUUGUCAAUAGAAGGUGAGAGUACUCUGGAAAUGGCAAGAGAAUUCACUAUCAAACAUCUCGAGGAUAAAAGUGUUGACGACAUUCAUUGUGAUCCAUUGGUGCACCAUGCCUUGGAGAUUCCACUGCACUGGACCAUACCUCGGGCUGAAGUAGGGUGGUUCAUAAACAAAUAUGAGAAGAGACCAGACAAGAAUCCAAUUCUUCUCCAACUUGUAAAACUGGAUUUCAACAUUGUUCAAGCAACAUAUCUUGAGGAACUAAAAUAUGUCUCCAGGUAUUGCCGAGUGCGCUAAAUAUAUCGUAUUUUAAGCUCCUAACCUUACCAUCCUUGGUUUCUGUAUAUGAAUAUGUGGUGGAAGAGAACAUGCCUUGCCAAGAUGUUGCCAUUUGCCAGGGAUAGGCUCGUGGAAUGUUUCUUUUGGAAUAUAGGAGUGCUAUUUGAACCACAAUAUGGAUUUUCACGAAUAGAUGCAACCAAAGAAAAUGUUUUUAUUACAAUUAUGGAUGAUAUAUAUGAUGUGUAUGGUACGUUUGAAGAAAUGAAACAUUUUACAUACAUCAUUGAAAGAUGGGAUGUCAGUGCAAUUGAGCAACUUCCAGAUUACAUGCAAAUUUUCUAUCUAGCACUCAACAACUUCAUCAAUGAAAUGGCUUACGAUGUUCUCAGAGAAAAAGGGAUCGUAAUUAUUCCAUAUUUAAGAAAAGUGUGGACAGAUUUAUGCAAAGCAUACUUACAAGAGGCAAAAUGGUGCUUCACUGGAUACACCCCAACAAUGGAAGAGUAUAUGGAAAAUGCAUUGAUUUCAAUAUCAGCUCAUGUAAUAUUGUCACAUUCUUUUUUCUCUGUUACCAAUCCGAUAGAGAAAGAAGCCAUUCAGUGCUUAGAGAAAUAUCCUGAUAUAGUUCGCUGGUCGGCUACAAUUUUAAGGCUUGCAGAUGAUUUAGCAACAUCAUCGGAUGAAUUGGAAAGAGGCGAUGUUCCUAAAUCAAUACAAUGUUACAUGAAUGAAACUGGUGCUUCCAAAGAUGAGUCACGCAAACACAUAAGGUUUUUGAUAUGCGAGACCUGGAAAAAGAUUAACAAAGGUCGAGAUGCAAAUUGUCCAUUCUCACAAACAUUCAUUGAAAUUGCAGUGAAUCUUGCUCGAAUGGUACAAUACAUGUACCAGUAUGGAGAUGGACAUGGAAUUCAAAAUCAUGAAACAAAAGAUCGCAUUUUAGCUUUACUAUUUGAGCCCAUUCCCCUCAACUAGAGUUCGAAAUUCAUUUGUGGUAGGAAUGUUGUUUUCACACUUGCAAGUUGCACUGUAUAUUAACUAUGAUGUCGUGGCCAAACAUAUCAUGUAAUCCAUGUUUGUUACAAAAAUAAUUGUGAUGAUUGGAGCGAAUUCAGACCUUUUAAUAUACACCUCUUAAUA